Molecule: messenger RNA, 4463 nt
Organism: Python bivittatus (Burmese python)
Lineage: Eukaryota; Metazoa; Chordata; Lepidosauria; Squamata; Pythonidae
Gene: DNAAF10
Product: dynein axonemal assembly factor 10
Molecular function (GO): protein binding
Source: RefSeq, a predicted model, not a curated record
GAGGGGAGGGUGGCGGAAAGGGCGCAGGCUGGUGUGGUUACCGUUGGGCGCGGGGGAGGGUUCUUGUCGUCAUGUCGGCGGGAGGCUUGCUGGAGAAGCCGCAGAUCAUCGCGCAUACACAACACAGCCUGAGCUACACUGUCUUCGACUGCAAAUGGGUGCCCUGCAGCGCUCGCCUCCUUUGCCUGGGCAGCUUCCCGCGCGGCACCGGCGUCAUUCAGCUCUACGAGCUGCAAGGCGGCCGCCUCAACCUUCUCCGCGAAAUUGAAAAAUCGCGACCUAUUAAAUGUGGAACUUUUGGGGCUGCUUCUUUGCAACAAAGAUACUUAGCUACAGGGGAUUUUGGUGGAAAUUUAAAUAUAUGGAACUUGGAAGCUCCAGAAAUACCAGUAUACUCUGUGAAGGGUCAUAAAGAAAUCAUAAAUAGCAUUGAUGGUGUUGGUGGUUUGGGAAUUGGUGAAGGAGCCCCAGAAAUUGUGACAGGAAGUCGUGAUGGGACAGUGAAAGUCUGGGACCCAAGACAAAAAGAUAUUCCAGUUGCCAGUAUGGAACCAGCACAAGGAGAGAGUACCAGAGACUGCUGGACGGUUGCAUUUGGCAACGCAUAUAAUCAAGAAGAACGGGUUGUAUGUGCUGGCUAUGACAAUGGGGACAUCAAGUUGUUUGACCUUAGGAGUAUGACAUUACGAUGGGAGACCAACAUUAAGAAUGGGGUUUGUAGUGUUGAAUUUGACAGGAAAGAUAUAAAUAUGAAUAAAUUGGUAGCUACAUCACUUGAAGGAAAAUUUCAUGUUUUUGAUAUGAGAACUCAGCAUCCAACUAAAGGUUUUGCUUCUGUUUCAGAGAAGGCUCACAAAUCCACUGUGUGGCAAGUUCGGCACUUACCACAGAACAGGGAUAUCUUUGUGACAAGUGGAGGAGCUGGAAACCUUCAUCUCUGGAAAUAUGAGUAUCCUGCACAGCGCUCUAAGAAGGAUUCAGAAGGAACAGAAAUGGGAAUAGCGGGUUCGGUUAGCCUUUUACAGAAUGUGACAUUGUCAACACAGCCUAUUUCUAGUCUUGACUGGAGUCCUGACAAACGUGGUCUCUGUGUAUGUAGCUCAUUUGACCAGACUGUGAGAGUACUCAUAGUCACAAAAUUGAACAAAAUUUGACAGGAUUCCCAACAAAGAAACUUUCAUGUGUGCUCCUGAACAAACUUGGAAAUUUAAUGAGAUGACACAUAAUGUGAAAAUGUUUUUUUCAUCAAGUGUGGAUUUUACAUUUCUGCAAAAUGUGCCUGUGGUUUUAACAUAUUAAGACCUAUUCACUGUUUUAGAUGCAUUUAAGUCCAAACUACCUUAUAUUUAUGGCACAAUUGGUGCAAUAUAACCAAUUUUGUUUAAAUGAAUUAUUUUAAUAGAUAUUUUGAAUUGGUAAGUCCUCUAAAUACUGUUUAUUACUAUACCUUGGAUUACACUGUUUAAAAUUUGUAUAGCUGUUUUAAUAGAUUAAAGUUGUUCUUUUGUUAUUGACUACCUGUUUAAAACAUUAGUAUAUAUGUUCAAAUCAGUAAGUAUUUUAACCUUUAAAAAGAAAUGUGCUUAAAAUGUGUUGUUGUGGAAUUUUAAAUGUUAAUCAGAUUGAUUCCAUUUAAAUAGAAAGAUGUAAUUUACUUGAUACACUUAUAUAAUUCUUAAAAUGAGUGUGUCAAACAAAAAGUUGUAUUUUUGAAUUACUUAGAUAUAAUGAUUUUAGUGUGUGUGAAGCAGCAAGAGUAUAGUUAUCCUGUCCUCUAGUGGGAGAGGGGGGAUAUUACAGAAAAUGAAGCAAUAUAAACAGAGUUUGAAUGACAAGCAUUGGAACAAAAUGAAGUGUGUCAGAGAAGCUACCAGUAUGAUCGCUAAGGAUUCUCAAGAGUUUUAAUUAAGAAAUUGAUAUCAUAGUGGCUUGAAUAAUGGCUUUAUGGCUGUAUGACAUAAUGCUUUGCAUGACAAAUUGAACUGCAGGUGAUCACAGUCCUAGUGGUCUGCAUAUUUAGCCCCUAUAGAUAAAUGCUCAGCACAUUAUGUGAAAUAUAAUUAACUGGGUUAAUUGAACUAUGGUUAUAUUAAUCAUAGAUAUGCAUUACAUGAAUAUAGUGACACUGAACCACAAUUAGUCAAUCAUAUUUCAAUCAAAUGUACUGGCAAACUCAAUUUGGUUAGCUUAUGAUUCAGUGUGUCUUGUAAACCCAGCAGCAGCAGCAGCAGCAGCAGCAACAAUUUAUUAAAUUUAUAUGCUGCCUGACUCCCAGUGUCUCAUUAGAUUGAAUUGAAUGCAGCCUUUUAUAUAAUGGGUUCUGCAAUGAACAGCAGAUCCCUCUUGUACAAAAGGAUUGCGUUUGUCCGCUUAGGUGCAAAAUAUACAUCUUAAAUGAAUGUAAACUUCAGUUGCUUUCCAUUUUAUACAAAUGGCCACAUUUUUGGGUGGGGUGGGAGAAUAUGAUUGUAUUGAAGGGCUACAAAAGAGUUGAGAUUUUUCAGUUAAUGAACAAAGCUUAACUGCAUUUAAUUGUAUUUAACUAAAGGUUUAUGGCAAUGAACUCUGCUUCCUCUCCAGUAUUUCUCAUAUUAUGAGAUGGAAAGAUGAGGGUGGAAAAAUGGGAUCUAGAAUGCUUCCAUGUACACUCAUCACAAUGUAAUUUGAUUCCUUAUUGGCAAUCUAACAGAAAUGACCCUGUAAUUUAUUUAUUUUAUUUAUUUAUAAAUCAAAUUUAUAUGCUACCCAUCUCACUACAUAGGUGACUCUAGACAGUGUAAUGAAUUAUGAAUUAUUUUCCUUUCAGUUCAUGUAUCGACAGUAUAGCUAUUUACUGUAGCCUUCAAAGGCAGCAGGAAUUCAUGAGAAAUAGAGCUAUUGAGUAGUCUUUAGAAUCAGGAUGAAUUUGUUCCUAAUCCAGAUUAGGAAUCAAAUGUACUAAGUUCUUUUUUUAAAAAAGGAUAGUUGUAUAAAAUUGGAAUAUAUUGCCAGUAGCAGGCAGAAGGAAGUAAUUAAUAUGCUGCGCAUAUCUACACAUGCUACAGAGAUUACUGCUGAUUCUCCCAAUAUCACAAUGGCUAAAUGUAAGUUUUGUAUUAAACUGGCAUAAGAAAUAAAGUCCAUAUUUUGAGUGAUAUGUUUUUAAACUAAUGCCAGUUUAAUUUAAAAUAUUAAGGACAAAAGAGCAAUAUAAACUUUUGAGUUUAGAAUCUUAAAGCUAUGGUCAACAAUCCAUUUUUUCAGUGUGUUCCUUUGAAUGUAAUAGUAAGGGGAUCGGUCAAACCCCUGCCCACUUCCCCAAGAGCCAAAAUCUAUUGCCACAAGAUUUUGAUGAGACUAUCCUGGGUCCCUUUUGUUCAUGCCUACUGGCAAGACUAAAGAAGUCAGAAGUUAACAUCCUAAAACAUACAUCUGUAUGUAAAGGGACACAGGAUAAGGAAUGCUGCUCCAGAUGUAGCCAUGGAGGCUUCCAUUAAGGAGGAUGUGCUAGUGAGGCCUAGGAUGGUUGGGGUGAAGACAAGAGCCCAGUGGAGGGAGAAGUCUCUGAUACAGUUUAAUGAAGUGAGUGUAGCAGUGUAUGUAUGCAGAAAUCACAGAUCAGACCCAACACAUAGCAUCCCCAUCAGACUGGUUUAUAAGUGAAGGCUAGCAAACCAAUCCUCUUGGGCGGCGGGGGGGGGGGGAGCUGGGCUUAGAUCUCCCUCAAAGGGAGAGGCAGACCUCAUUAAACACAUCCAAAUGAAACCAGAAGAUUCAGAUGAGCAGCAAUUAGGAUCAUGGGUAGCUUCCACUCUGUUCAGGUAGCGAACAUGAGGAAAAAUGUCUCAGCAAACUGCUGCUGUCCCCUGAAAGUUUAGAAAAGCCAAUGUUCCACUUGAUUAAGACUCUUUCUGAGGACUCAAGUGCCUUUAUAACUGAGAUAGGAGUAGCUGCAGUAACAAAGAGACUCCAAAUGAAUAUAAUUUUUUUUUAAAAAAAAUCUUAGCUGUAAUGGCAAUAGAACCAAAUAUUCAGGGAAGGAGGGUCUCUUUGCUGGAUUUAUCCUCUGUUUGGAUUAAUCUGAAUUCCUGGACUGAGCAGAGAAAUAAAACUGGCCCCUUCCACCUCAGUGAUCUAUUCUAUGAGGGAUGUAUUCGGAGAUGUUAACAGGAGGGAUAAUACAGGAUGGGUGUAGAUGAGGGUGCCAGGACUCUUCUGAAAUUGGUAAUUUGUGAAUCUUAGUCCUCCAUAGAAUAAUACUGAACAGCGCUGAAUAAGACUGAAUAAAUAAGAUACUGCUAUCAGGAUCCAGAUUAAGAUGCCUUCACUGUAAAAUAAUAAUAAUGGGCAGCAAUAUACAAAUGUUUCAAAUAAAAUGAGUCAAAAAGAUUUCCUGGGGAGAAGAGCUGAUAUUCUGUGAUAUUCUGCUUAAGACUGAUUUAAUGACAAAAAGUGGAUGUGCAACACAAUAAACCUAUCUUUUG